Pelobates fuscus (common spadefoot toad) is the source of this 3509-nucleotide messenger RNA. Its product is annotated as myosin light chain kinase, smooth muscle-like. Bases 51 to 2762 code for a protein of 903 amino acids. Gene Ontology annotation, molecular function: protein kinase activity; protein binding; ATP binding. Gene Ontology annotation, biological process: protein phosphorylation. The record is from RefSeq and is a predicted model, not a curated record. Lineage: Eukaryota; Metazoa; Chordata; Amphibia; Anura; Pelobatidae. The transcript is spliced from 18 exons.
UCCCUCCCCCUUUUGUUACUGCUUGUAUUCAGAAACCAGAGACCCAUGCAAUGAGCUUCACGUCAACUCUCAAAGUCCAUGUGGGGAAGCCUCUACAGAGGGAACCAGGAGGGGAGAAAUCCUGGGGUAUUAUUGAGAAUGGGUGUGAGAAGACUCAUCACAGUGUUAAAACCUCUAACAAGGUGGAAGAGAAUUUGACAGUCAAUAAUGAAUCUCCAAAGGUCGAAGGCAUCUACGGAUGUCCGAUGAAGAAUGGAGGUGGCUGUAUAAUUGAUGCAGAGGAGGAAGAAUCCGAUUUGGACGAAAUAUCAAGGAGCCUCAGCAAAGCCGUGAAAACCUCGGAUCGUGUUAUGACUGUGAUCCUUGAGCUGUGUCAACACAGUGGAGGUGGGAUAUGUGUGCACAAAGUGAAAUCUCCAGUGCACCGCUUAAACAUUGUGCAAGCUGCAAACAAACGGCAACCACAGGAUGGACCUCUCCUGGCCCUUUUGGAAUCCCAACAUCUUGAAAGCACCAUCUCACAGGUUGAUGUAGACAUUACACAACACGUGCCCACCUCUCCAGAAAGAGUCUGUGAAACAAAGCCACCCUACAGGGAGGAGAGGGGCCAGGAGGGAGAAUAUUCUGACAUUCCUGCUCCACUGGGAACACUGCAAAAAGAAAGCCCCACUGUACAGCACAGAAGCCCCUCUUCCAGUACUUGGCCUGGCACUGCCUAUCUCAAGCCGGAAUCAGUUUCACCUAAGAGGAAACCUCACAGAUCUGGUGAUACCUUGAAGCUCUUUGACUGUGUAUCUCACGUGGAGGCGAAGAAAGGAGAAAAGGUGGAACUGCGUUGUGGGAUUCGUGGUACACCUCCUCUGGCUGCCUCUUGGGUGAAAUCCAAAAAGCCGGUAGUGAAUGGACCCCGGAUAUCUGUCCACACAUCAGAUACAGAGAGUCGCCUUGUGAUUCAGAAAGUGUGUGAAGAAGAUGCUGGCUAUUAUACUUUGUGUGUGCAAGACCAGGCUGGAAGCAUACAGCAUCAAACAAGCCUGGCUGUUGUAGAGCCACCCUCACCUCCAUUGGGGAAGCCGAUAAUUUCAGCUCUAAAUUCCACCUCCCUUACACUAUCGUGGUCAGGACCAUGUUAUGAUGGUGGCAGUGCAGUGCUGAAUUACUGGGUUGAAGUGAAACCUAUUGGACUGAAGGCGGAAGAUUGGCAAGUUCUUGCAGACCAUUGUGUGGACACCACCUAUCAAGUCACUAAGGGACUGGAGUCUGGCAUUCAAUAUAAGUUCCGUGUACGGGCUGCAAAUAUCUACGGAGUGAGCAAGGAAGGAGAAGAAUCUGACGUGGUCACCAUGGCCUGCAAUGGAGAUGUAGAGUCCGAUUAUGAGGAACCCAUAAAGUACACUAAAGUCUCCAUUAACUCCACAGACCGUGUGAGCGAUUUCUACAGUCAGCUGGAGAAGCUGGGAGUGGGUAAGUUUGGACAGGUAUAUAAGCUACAGGAGAAGGCUACUGGUAAAAUACUGGCUGGAAAAUUCUACAAGACACGGUCAAAGAAAGACUUGGAGAAUGCUAAAGCAGAAGUAGAGCUGAUGAACAAGCUCCAUCACCCCCGUUUGGUGCACUGCGUGGAUGCAUUCUUGGAGCCUGGUCGUGUGGUCAUGGUGAUGGAAUUUAUCGCAGGAGGAGAGCUGUUUGAGCGGAUUGUUGCAGAUGAUUUUGAGCACACAGAGGUCAUGUGUGUUCAGUACAUGUCCCAGAUUCUAUCCGGAGUGGGGUACAUGCACAAGCAGAGCAUAGUCCACUUGGAUCUCAAACCCGAAAACAUAGUCUGUGUCAACAAAUCCAGCACUAGAGUGAAGAUCAUAGACUUCGGCCUGGCAAAGGAACUAGCCCCUGGCAUUCCCUUGACUGUAUUAUAUGGCACCCCUGAGUUUGUGGCCCCGGAGGUUAUCGCCUUUGAACCUGUGGGGUUCACUACUGACAUAUGGAGCCUGGGAGUUAUCUGCUACAUCCUAGUAAGUGGGGACUCACCAUUUCAGGGUUCCAAUGACACAGAGACUUUGCAGAAUGUUACGUCUGCCUGUUGGGAUUUCGAUGACGAAACAGAUGCUGUCCUGUCUGACUCGGCAAAAGACUUUAUCAGGCGACUGCUAAAGAAAAAUAUGAGGUCUCGUCUCACCGUUGACCAGGCACUGGAUCAUCCCUGGCUCAAGGACCAAGAUGUUUCCAACACCACAAAGUUGUCAAAGGAACGUAUGAAAAAGUUCCUGGCAAGACAAAAAUGGCAGAAAACUGGUAAAGCUGUACUGGCUCUAAAACGGAUGGCACAUCUCAGCUCGAAGUCCGACACAAGUGCAUCUCCGUCCUGCACAGAAGGUGUAAGUGAUAGUCAAGACGUCUUUAAUCUCCUGCAAGAACAACUCCAGAGGCCUCCUAUCUUCUCUCUCCCUUUGAAGGACCAAGCAGAGGUUGUGGGCAGUAGCGCUUGCCUCCAGUGUAACAUUGAAGGCUUUCCAGAUCCUGAAGUCCUCUGGUUUCAUGAUGAUUCUCCAGUCCAGGAGUCCAGUCGCUUCCAGAUUGAUUAUGAAGAUACAGGAAGUUGCUCCCUUGUCAUAUCGAACGUGUCUCCAUCAGAUUCAGGAAUCUAUACAUGUCGGGCAUUGAACUCACAUGGGGAAGCAGAGUGCUCUGCUAAACUGACUGUCCAUACCUUGCAUGCAGAACGUCCGAGGAGAGCGAGCACUGACCAGGCUUCUACAACAGGCUGAUAACAUGGAGUCAUUGCUCUAGUUAGCACAAGGACUUUACUGCAAUAAGCUUCCAGUAUUCUAUUUCCAAAUACUGGAGACUAUCUUAGGGAUGACUCACCUCUUAUUUUGCUUGACCAAACCAUUCACUCCUAUCAGAUUGUAAAGUUUUACUGAAUUGUUUUUCCCAACUGAAUUGUUUUUCCCGUUUCCUAAAAAAUGUUAUCAAUUAUAAAAUUCAAAGUUGGGUGCCAAAGUUAGGGCUUUUUAGGAAACCGUCUAUGUCAAAGUGAAGAAACCAGUUACAGGAGUACAUAAAUCCUCUUUUGAUGAUCACAAAUGUUAAAAAUGGGUCGCAUAAUGUAAUUCUUGUCUUCCAUUCAUUGUUGGCCACAAGCAAUUUUCUUGAUUAGCUUCAGUUCAUAUUUGGCGACAAUUGGCAAUAUCUUUGCUUGCACUUUCUGAUAUGAGACCAUAUUUUCGGGAGAUACGCAUGUGUUCCUUCAUGUGAAAUAGAUAUUGAAAGUUAUAGAGAAAUCACACAAAACCGCUUUUCCCGUAAGGAACACAGUGUCUUCAAAAUAUACCAAUGCCAAAACUCAAACCAAGUAGAAUGAGUCUUAUUGAAUGGAACGCACUAAUGGAGAUAAGUAUAUUCUAACCAUAUUAUUUUUUAGCCAAAGUGCUUCUGGAAGCAUUUUCUAAACUAAAGUGUCAAAUUCCUACAUCCGCUACCCAUCAUGAGGUGCAUUAAACAUCUAAAUUAGA